Trypanosoma rangeli is the source of this 1023-nucleotide messenger RNA. Its product is annotated as NLI-interacting factor. The coding region runs from base 1 to 1023 and encodes 340 amino acids. Gene Ontology annotation, molecular function: phosphoprotein phosphatase activity. The record is from RefSeq and is a predicted model, not a curated record. The transcript has a single exon. Lineage: Eukaryota; Euglenozoa; Kinetoplastea; Trypanosomatida; Trypanosomatidae.
AUGGCGUUCGCCACACUCUUCACACGCGCCCGAGCGUUGUUUGUGGGGCGGAAACUGCAGAGUCUUGUGGCGUUUGGUCUGCGACAGGAGUUUUCACCCUUGUGGCCUGUCCCGCUUCCACCGCAGCUGCCGCAGGACGUGGGGAAACCGACGCUUGUGCUGGACAUUGACGAAACCAUUCUGCACACGUACGGCAUGCAAUUGGAAACGGAGGACACGGUGGCCUUUUUUCUGUUCCUCCGUCCACACCUGCGCGAGUUCCUUAAGGAGGUGAAGGAGUUGUAUGAAGUCGUCUUUUGGACCGCGGGCACGGCGUCGUAUUGCUCCGCCAUGGUGGACGCCAUUGAGGUGCAGGUGCUGCAACUGCCACGUUCCCUUUGCAACGUGAACGAGAUGAAACUUGCUGCUAGUGGGGCUCCGUCGACGGACAAUGUCAACUUCUAUGCCCUAUCCCGCACGCAAACGCUGGAGGGGGAAAACUACAUGAAAUACCUUCCCAUGCUGGGUCGCCCCAUGCAUCGCGUCAUCGUGCUCGAUGACAAUGUACGUAGUUUUCCGCUGCAUCCGCGAAAUGCCGUGAAGGUGCCGGUGUUCCUUCCCGACGACCGGGCAUUGAUGGAGUACGGCCAGGGAGUGUCUCUCAUGAAUGAGGACGGUGCCCACAAGGACGACGCGUCCUUGUUAGAGGCCAUUAGUCGUGGCAAGGCGGAGGUUGCCCGCUUGGAAAAGGAUCAGGCGCUGCUGCAGCUUCUUCCCCUUCUGCGGCGGGUGGCCCAGGCCGAGAAUAUCCCGCGUGAGCUCGAUCACUGGCGCGACGACGAAUACGUGCGCUGCGACGACUUCCAUGAGACGAUGAACCCGCUCUCCGUCACACGUCAACGCGUCCUGGGGUCGGUGCUGCCGUCACGCCGUGACACGCCCAUCCCGCCGCUGAAGGCGCAUUACAUGAAUCAAUGUUUUCUGGAGGAAGCGAAUACCGCCAUGCGAAGCCAGCAAAUGCGGCGGGAUCGUUCAAAACUGUAA